AUGGCGAUUCAUUUUGUCGGCAUACCGGCGCUGCCACCAGAGAUUGCGAAGAUGCUGAGGGAGAAUUUAGUCAUUGUCGAAGUGAUUAUCAUGUAUACCAUAGGAGCAUUUACUGCGCUUGAGGUUGGCAUCUCCUCUCUCAACCUCUUCAAGCGCCACCGCGGUCUCUACUUCUGGAGCAUGCAAAUUUCUGCCUGGGGUAUCCUGCUACAUACCAUCCCGUCGCUGGUGACCUUUGUCGCACCUAAAAAUUUGCUCGCUUCAACGAUCAUCGCCUCCAUCGGCUGGGGCUGUAUGGUCAAUGGUCAACCUUUGGUCCUUUACUCGCGCUUGCAUCUCGUUGUGGCAGGUAUCUCCCGCUUUCGCUGGAUCCUCUGGAUGAUUAUUUUUAAUGCAAUCAUCGUCUAUGUCACAAUGGCCACCCUCGUUUUCGGUGUUUCUGUUGGCCAUGAGAAUUUCGCCCUUUCCGCCUUUAUUUGGAACCGAACCCAUGUUUUUAUCCUCCACGCGCAAGAUCUGAUCAUCUGCGUAAUUUACAUCCGCGAGGCGCGUCGGGCACUGGGGCCUAUCAUCGCGAGUCGCCGUUUUGCAGCCCCCAUGAAAACAGUCAUCUAUGGCCUGAAGCUGAAACUCGAAUUCGCCAUCCUCAACAGAUUACGCUCUUUCCUGUCCUCGGGCACCCCUUACGUCUUCCAUGGAGGUGAUCAUGGGCGUGGAAACAGACAAGACCUCAAUGAUUCCAACUCAACGACUUAUCGCCGCCAUUCCAGUGACCUGAAUAUCUACACCAUGGUAAACGCAGACCAUCGACCACCGUACGACGGGGUGUCCAGCAUGCCGACACCCACACCCACACCGGGUCUCAAUACCUUCGAGCCAGAUCCGUUCGCGAGUUGUUUCCAGGUCACCAUGGCAAACUGCGAGUCCAGGAGAAAGAGAGAGCAAGAAUCCCAGAUGGGCAGCACGCAUGAUUUCCACGAGGGUAUUCGUGAAACCUCCUCGAAGGACAAUAUGAAUCUACCCGCUUCGCCUGCGCCGACUGUGGCCUCGUAUACCUCGCCUGGAUCACUUCGUUCCGAGCGGUGUUCCAGUGGUAGCAAUACGCGUGGCAGGAUUGGAUCUUCCGAGACAAGGUCGACUAUUGAGGCGGAGUUAUUGGUGACGCCGAAAUAG
This is a messenger RNA of Penicillium waksmanii, 1173 nucleotides long. RefSeq lists its product as uncharacterized. The coding region runs from base 1 to 1173 and encodes 390 amino acids. The record is from RefSeq and is a predicted model, not a curated record. The transcript has 2 exons. NCBI's taxonomy places the organism in Eukaryota, Fungi, Ascomycota, Eurotiomycetes, Eurotiales, Aspergillaceae.